Pipistrellus nathusii (Nathusius's pipistrelle) is the source of this 297-nucleotide messenger RNA. The record is from the annotation of a GenBank genome assembly. Lineage: Eukaryota; Metazoa; Chordata; Mammalia; Chiroptera; Vespertilionidae.
AUGAAGGUCUCCUCAGCCCUCCUGUGCCUGCUGCUCACCACGGCCGCCCUCAACACCCAGGUGCACGCCGAUCCAAGUACUUUAUCAGUCCCAACAUGCUGCUACAGUUUUACGGAUAAGAAGAUCCCGAUGCGGAAGCUGGUGAGCUACAAGAGAGUCACCAGCAGCAAGUGCCCCAGAGAGGCUGUGAUCUUCACGACCAAACUGAACAAGGAUAAAUGUGCUGACCCCCAGCUGAAGUGGGUCCAGGAUUCCAUGAAGCUCCUAGACAAGAGAACCCAAACUCCAAAGCCUUGA